Messenger RNA from Paramecium sonneborni, 950 nucleotides. The record is from the annotation of a GenBank genome assembly. Lineage: Eukaryota; Ciliophora; Oligohymenophorea; Peniculida; Parameciidae.
AAAGAAUGAAAGAUUUUACUAAAUUUGUUCUUUUUGCUCUAGGUGGAACUAUAUUGGGUUAUAUAUACAAUAUAAAUAAAGAAAAAAUAAACAAAAAUCAAGUUGAAUUGAAUUUUCUAAAAAAGUAGAAAAGUGUUUCUGUUUUGCAAUUAACGUAAUAAAUUUUAUUAGUAAAGGAAUUCAUUAUAAUUAACAGAUGAUAAUCAAUUAAAUUUAUUUGUUGAAGGUGAAGUAGCUUAAUCUACUGAGAUAUUAAAAAGCACAAAUAAUAAAUACGCAGGUUUUUACAUAAAGAAAUAAAACUAUGAAAUAGAAACUGUAGAGAAUAAUGGAAGUAAAACUUAAUAAAGAAGAUAAAUAACUAGAACAAUUAAUACAACAGAUUAAUUUAUUUUAAACUCAUAACCUAAAUCGAAUAUAAAUAUAUUGAUAAAUAAUUUUUCAGAUGCAAUUAUUUUGCCAAAAGUUUUAAAACAUCAAAAAACAGAUCAUUUUUUGAUUCCUCCAGAAGUAAGAACAAUAAUUAGAGAACCUAAAACGUAAGAUAUAUCAUAUUAUUAGAGAUGAAGAAAAAGCAUAAUUUAAAGAAGGAAAAAUAUCAAAAUUUUUAACAACUAUUACAAAAAUAGGAGUAGUUAUUGAAGAAGACAUUCUUUGUGAAGGAACAUUUAUUUGUGUUUAUGGUAAAGUUGUUUGGGAUAAAGUUCAAAAUAAUUUUAGAAUGACAGCUCCUAAAUAUUUUGGUAUAAGUAAAGAUCAAAUUAUUGAAUAUUUUGAAGCUGAUUAAUAAUUUUAAAAAUUUUUUGGAAUUUUAUUGGCUAUUGGUGGAGCAGUAUUUAUAAAUUUAAUAAUAGGUGUGCUCUAUCUUUGCUCUAAAAUACUUAUAUACUUUAUUAUCAAAUCGUCAGAAUGGAUAAAAAGAAAAAGAAUAUAAAAUAACAUAAUUAUGA